Messenger RNA from Strongyloides ratti, 3126 nucleotides. RefSeq names its product Germinal-center associated nuclear protein. Bases 1 to 3126 code for a protein of 1041 amino acids. NCBI's taxonomy places the organism in Eukaryota, Metazoa, Nematoda, Chromadorea, Rhabditida, Strongyloididae. Gene Ontology annotation, cellular component: nucleus; cytoplasm; transcription export complex 2. Gene Ontology annotation, biological process: mRNA export from nucleus. The transcript is spliced from 3 exons. The record is from RefSeq and is a predicted model, not a curated record.
AUGGCAUUUCAAUUUUCGUUUGGUGGAUUAGCAAAGAAUCAGUCAACAGAACAAACUAACAAAAAUGCUGUUUCUCAAGAAUCUACAAAAUCUAUUUUUGGUUCUUCUGCAUUUGGUCAACCUAAAAUGAGUCAUGAUAAAGGAAGUGAUAGUAAUUUAUCUUUUUCAUUUGUUCCAGGGUCAUCAAAAGAUAUAAAUAAUUCUUCAAAUGAUAAAAAAGUUUCUGUUUUUGGGGGAAAAUCUUAUGCCUUUAAUUCUAGUAACACUAUUUCAAAUAAAUUAUCUUAUAGAAAUUGUUCAAAUGAUGUUUUUGGAGGUAAAGAUAAUGAUUUUUCAAAAAGUAAUAAAUUAUCUCAAAAUGAAAAUAGUAAAACAAUUUUUGGGAAAAAUAUAUUUAAAAAUGAAACAAGUGAAAAUAAUAGCAAAAUGUUUAAUGGAAAAAAUAACAUUACAAAAACGGAUGAUUCAAAUUUUCAAUCAUCCUCAGACUUGAUACAACCACGAAAACGUAUAGGUGGUAAUUCUCUUUUAGGAAUUUCAAAAUAUUUGCAAAAAAUAUCAAGUGAAAAUACUCGUGUUGAUUCUGAUACAAUAAAAAGAAUGACAACAUUAAAAAAGACUAUUUAUAAUAAUAAAUUAAUGGAAAGUAACAAUGUAGAUGAAGAAGAAUUUGGUGUAAAUGUGACUGGUUCUUCUGAAAAAAAUGAUAUAAAAAGUAGGCUUACUGAAAUUGAUUCUUCUGAUAGAGCUUCAACAUUAAAACGAAUGCAUGUAAUGAGAAAACCACAAGUACCAAUUAACAAAAAACAAACAUUUGAUUUACCUGAUUCAUUAAAUCAAGAUAUAUCUCAUAGAAAUGGUUAUAAUGAGCAACUUAAUGAUGUUGAGACACAGGCACGAAAAGAAUUAAUAACAUUAGUUGGGAAACAUUGUCCAAGUGACAUGGAUAAAUAUGAACUAUUAAAAAAACGAAAUCAAAUAAUGAACAAAGGUAGAGUUAUAGAUACAGAUUAUAGGACUGCAGAUUCAAAAAUUGGUACUAUGGAAAAUAUGUGUUCAGAGUUAGAGUAUUAUACUAGAAUUGUUCAAAAAAGAGUUUCACCAUAUGAAUGCAAUGAAGAUGGUAGUUUUAAUAUUAAUUUAAUGAUAAAAGAUUUUGAAAGAAGUGCUGCUGAUCAGGAAUAUCCUUUACCACAUGAAUUACGAACAGAGGAAUGUUUAAUAAAAACAUUGAGAUAUCUUUUUAUUAUGAUAGUACCUUUUGUUCCAGAAGAUAAGCAUUCUCAGGAAUUAUGGUAUGAUUUUAUAUGGCAUAGAACAAGAUCAAUAAGAAAAGAUUUAAUGCAACAAGGAAUAAAUACAGAAAAUGCUGUUCAAAUAUUUGAAACUUGUGCCAGAUUUCAUAUAUUUGUUUCAUACAGAUUGUGUAAUUUAAAUGCUUUAGAAUUUUCACAAAAAUUAAAUAAUGAACAUUUAUCAAAAAGUAUGCAUUCUAUAAGGCACUGUUAUGAAGAUUUAGCAAAAGAAAAUAUAUUUUGUAAAAAUGAAGUUGAAUUUUCAUGUUACGAAAUGUUAAUGAAUCUUCAUGAUCCAAAAGUUUUGUCAAAAACAAAUCGUUUUAGGAGGGAAAUUAUGGAAUCUGAUAAAAUGAUAACAACAAUAAAACUUGUCAAAGAGUAUCAAUCUAAUAAUUAUGUCAAAUUUUUCCAAAUUGUAAAAAAUGAAUGCGACUUUUUACAAUGUUGUCUUCUUCAUCGAUAUUUUUCUGACUUUAGGUCUAGAGCUAUGAAGAUUAUACUGACAGCAUAUAAUAAUUGUACAAUGCAUCUUGAAUAUUUAACUGACAUAUUAGCGUUAGAUGAUAUCUGUGACACAAUGAAGCUUGCUUCUUUUUAUCACUUAGACUAUUCUAAAUCGGAUCCAAUGUUACUUAUUUUAAGUAGAAUUGAUACAACAGACAUUGAAAUUGAUGAGGAGUACACUAAUGAUAAGUGGAUAGACGGGAAAUUACAAAAUCACUUAGCAGCUAUUUUACUUGGAACAACUGAUUUAGAAAUUCCAAAAUUCCCUGAAUUUUGUAUGUCAUUUGAUGAAAAAGAUUGUUAUAGUAAUGACAUUGUUUCAAAGAAAUUUAUUGAGGGUAAUAAAAUGGAUCCUGAGAAGAUUAAAUUAUUAAAAGAAAAACGUUUAAAAGAUGAAAUAAUUAAUAAUUACACAAUAUUUUUAUUGGAAUAUAUAUUACAAAAUGUAAAAAUUGACUUUAUCAAAAGUGCUUUUCAAUUUGAAAUUCAAGUAGAAAGUUGUGUUAAAACAAUUUCUAGUGAUAUUUUCAAUAAUUUUGAGAAUGUGAGAAAAGGAAUUUUAAAAAUUAUUUGUAAUGAAGUUUUUUAUACUGAAAGUAUUAAAAAUAAAGAAAAACUAAAAAAGCAAAAAAAUGAUGUUAUAUCAUUGUAUUCAACUAAUAUAGCUAAAAAUUUAAUUGACGAUAUUCGUUUUAAAAAUUUAAAAGAAAUAGCAGACAAUGUUUUAAGGAACGAAAUUAAAAUUUCACUUGAUACUGAAAUUAUUUCUAUUACAAAAAAUUUAGUUUACAAUGUACUUUGUACAACUAGAAAUGAGAUAAUAAAUAACAUUUCUUUAAGUGUUUUCAAGUCUGAAGUUGUUGAAGUCAAAAAAGCUAUUGCUAAAUUUAAAAAACGUAGAAUUAAUAGAAUUGUCGUAAGUUGUGCAAAGUUUUGGGUCAAUGUGGCAAGGGAAAAUAUUGAAAGAAGAAAUUAUAAAUUCAAAACAUUAAGUUCUUUACCGGAAAAGCCAUUAAAUAUUCCCUGUAGUGAAGUUGCUAAGAAGUUUAGAAUAAAAAGAGUAUAUUCUUUCCGUGACGAGCACACAUCUGAGGAGACAAAAUUUAAUAAGAAACCAAAAAGUUGUGGGAAUAUUAUUAAACAAUUAGAAAGAAUCAAAUUUGAGCAAAAAUUAAAAGAGUUUAUAGAGAAAAGGAGAAAACGUCUUGCUUUUAAAGCGUUUAAUAUAUGGUUAUAUAAUACAAAGUUAAUUCAGAAACGCCGACAAGUUUUGACAAUUUUUGAAAAAACCAAUGAUUCUACAACAUUUUCGUUUUUAAAUUAA